CUAUCAAUUAAUAUUUUAUUCACAAUCAUACAAUCCGGUUCUCCCCUCUUCCAUUUUUUAAUUUUCUAUUUUGCCAAACAAAACCUCAGACUCAACACUCAGAUGCCAAUUGCCAAGAGCCAAGCAUCUACGUCUGCAACCUGUUUUUUUCCUCAGACCAUUAUUACAUAUCUGGAAACAACACAACUCCAACUCCAGCUCCAACACGCACGCACGCACGCACGCAUCUCCUCUCCUCUUAUCUUCUUUUAAACUACAUCACCCUGAUUAUGUCGGUGAAUUUGGAUUUUUUCUCUCUCGAUUUUUUUUAACAUAGCAUCAAUAUCAUCUUCAACGUGUUACCUCCUCCAUAUGACAGCCAAUUAUUCUAUGUAGCAUCUACAUAGAUACUCUUUUCUUCUUCACUUCUCCUCUCUUCUUUUCGUGUUCCUAGAUAACCAAACACAAAAGUUUUUUCUUUCUUUCUUUCUUUCUUUAACAAAAGAUGGAGAGAGGUGCAGCUCUGACGGAGGCGGCCACCAGGAAGCGAGUCGUGGACAGAGAGAGACCCUACAAGGGGAUAAGGAUGAGAAAGUGGGGCAAGUGGGUGGCCGAGAUUAGAGAGCCAAACAAACGUUCUAGAAUCUGGCUCGGCUCUUACUCUACUCCUGUUGCCGCGGCUCGAGCUUACGAUACGGCGGUGUUUUAUCUCCGGGGACCGUCUGCCAGGUUGAACUUUCCGGACCUUUUGAAAGGAGACGGCGGCACUGCGGCUGUUAGUGGUGACAUGUCAGCGGCUUUGAUAAGAAAGAAAGCCACCGAAGUCGGCGCUAGAGUCGACGCCAUCGAAUCGGCGGUUCACACAAAUCACGGAGAACAAAAUAACCAACGUCAGGAACCAGUAAUCGAUGAAUUCAAGGCCGCGUGUGGUGGGUUAUUGAAUCGGGUCGACCUGAACAAGGUACCCGACCCGGAAGAUUUGGACGGUGAGUACUGAAGCCCUCUUAGUGGGAGACAAAAAAAAAAAAGUGGUUUAUCUCUACCACUGAUUAUUGCUAACGUGCGCCAUGGAGGUAAGUGUACGUUACGGGCCUGACGGGCGACGGCUGAAGGAAUGAUGAAGCCUUGUGGUACUGGUGGCUCUACCUCUCUUCUUCUUUUUUUUUUUUUUUUUUUUUGUUUUUUCCUUCCUUUCUUUCAUGUGUAUUAUUAAAUAUUUAGAAUAUAAAUUUUGGCCCAUGUAAAAAAAAAAAAAUGGGGGUAAUUGUAUAUUGUUACUUAUUUGAUAAUUUAAAAUUUUGGGUCAGUAUAAUUUUUGAUAAUAUUA
Pistacia vera is the source of this 1306-nucleotide messenger RNA. Its product is annotated as ethylene-responsive transcription factor ERF011-like. Bases 485 to 976 code for a protein of 163 amino acids. The transcript has a single exon. NCBI's taxonomy places the organism in Eukaryota, Viridiplantae, Streptophyta, Magnoliopsida, Sapindales, Anacardiaceae. Gene Ontology annotation, molecular function: DNA-binding transcription factor activity; DNA binding. Gene Ontology annotation, biological process: regulation of DNA-templated transcription. The record is from RefSeq and is a predicted model, not a curated record.